Nymphaea colorata (pocket water lily) is the source of this 2733-nucleotide messenger RNA. Its product is annotated as vesicle-fusing ATPase. The record is from RefSeq and is a predicted model, not a curated record. Gene Ontology annotation, molecular function: ATP hydrolysis activity; ATP binding. The transcript has 21 exons. Gene Ontology annotation, biological process: SNARE complex disassembly; intra-Golgi vesicle-mediated transport; Golgi to plasma membrane protein transport. Bases 170 to 2404 code for a protein of 744 amino acids. NCBI's taxonomy places the organism in Eukaryota, Viridiplantae, Streptophyta, Magnoliopsida, Nymphaeales, Nymphaeaceae. Gene Ontology annotation, cellular component: Golgi stack.
CGUUUAUCGACGAAAAAGUCUCGCUCGAGUUUCCUUCAAUCUCUCUCUCUUCCCUCCAUCCUCCAUUUUUCUCUCUCUGUCUCUGUCUCCAUCUGUUUCUCUAGCGGAGGAAGAAGGUAGAAGGAGAGGCGAGGUUGUUGGGCUCGAAGGGGAGUCAGAUCGGUCGGCAAUGGCGAUGAGAUCGGGAUCCGGUCAUGGGGCCAACAUGAUCGUCACCAACACGCCCUCCCCGGACCUGGCUCUGACGAAUCUCGCCUACUGCUCGGCCCAUGAUGUCCGGAAGUUCGCCGUACACGCUGCCGGCUCGGCCCUUGCUCUCGUCGGGGAUAUCGUCGUUCUUACGCUUCAAGCUCAUGAUACCAUACGUGAAGGUUAUAUUGCUCUAAAUGCCAUCCAACGAAGACAUACAAAAGUUUCCACUGGAGAUUCCGUAUCUGUUGUUAGGUUUGUGCCUCCUGAUAAUUUCAAGUUGGCAUUGCUUACCCUUGAUUUGGAGUUUAUCAAAGCCAAGGGUAGACAUGAGGAGAUAGAUGCUGUGGUAUUAUCUCAACAGAUCAGGAAAAGGUUUAUUGAUCAGGUCAUGACAAUGGGGCAGAGGGUCUCCUUUGAAUUCUGUGGUACAAACUAUAUAUUUACAGUCAAUCAGGCUGCAGUAGAAGGCAGGGAAGAUCCUAAUGGCGUAGAAAGAGGAAUUAUUUCUUCAGAAACAUAUAUUAUUUUUGAAACUUCUCCAAACUCAGGAAUCAAGAUUGUCAAUCAGCGUGAAGCUGCUAGCAGUAAUAUAUUUAAACAGAAAGAGUUUGAUCUUCUGAAGCUUGGCAUAGGAGGAUUGAGUGCUGAAUUUACUGACAUAUUUCGAAGAGCAUUUGCUUCUCGUGUUUUCCCACCACAUGUAACAAACAAGUUAGGCAUCAAGCAUGUCAAAGGUAUGUUGCUCCAUGGUCCUCCUGGGACAGGAAAGACGCUUAUGGCCCGCCAGAUUGGAAAAAUGUUGAAUGGAAGAGAACCAAAGAUUGUCAAUGGCCCUGAAGUGUUGAGCAAGUUUGUUGGAGAAACUGAAAAGAAUGUUAGGGACCUGUUUGCAGAUGCAGAAAAUGAUCAAAGAACGAGAGGUGAUCAAAGUGACUUGCAUGUUAUUAUCUUUGAUGAAAUUGAUGCUAUCUGCAAGUCAAGAGGAUCCACUAGAGAUGGAACUGGUGUACAUGAUAGCAUUGUCAAUCAGCUACUCACCAAGAUAGAUGGUGUUGAGUCCCUGAAUAAUGUGUUGCUGAUUGGAAUGACAAACAGAAAAGAUUUACUUGAUGAGGCACUUCUAAGACCUGGACGUCUUGAAGUACAAGUCGAGAUCAGCCUUCCUGAUGAAAAUGGUCGUUUGCAAAUUCUUCAAAUACAUACUAGUAAAAUGAAAGAAAAUUCUUUUCUUGCUGCAGAUGUAAACCUGCAAGAACUUGCUGCACGAACAAAGAACUACAGUGGUGCUGAGCUUGAAGGUGUCGUUAAAAGUGCAGUUUCAUUUGCCUUGAAUCGCCAAAUAAGCUUAGAUGACCUUACUAAGCCAUUGGAUGAGGAGAAUAUAAAGGUGACCAUGGAUGAUUUUCUCUAUGCACUUCAAGAAGUCAGACCUGCAUUUGGAGCCUCCACAGAUGACCUUGAACGAUGCAGGAUUAAUGGCAUAGUAGAUUGUGGAGAAAGACAUAAGCACAUAUAUGAGAGGGCUAUGUUACUGGUAGAACAAGUGAAAAUAAGCAGGGGAAGUCCACUGGUUACUUGCCUUCUAGAAGGUCCAAGUGGCAGUGGUAAGACUGCACUGGCAGCAACUGUUGGCUUUGACAGUGACUACCCAUUUGUCAAGAUAAUUUCUGCUGAGACAAUGAUUGGCCUUAGCGAGGCUACUAAGUGUGCACAAAUUGCAAAGGUUUUUGAGGAUGCAUACAAGUCUCCAUUGAGUGUCAUUAUUCUUGAUGACAUUGAAAGGCUACUGGAAUUUGUAGCAAUUGGCCCUCGAUUUUCAAAUGUGAUUGCACAGACAUUAUUGGUUCUACUCAAAAGGGUGCCUCCGAAGGACAAGAACCUGUUGGUGAUUGGAACCUCAAGUGAGAUGCACUUCUUGGAAUCACUUGGUAUUUGUGAUGCUUUUUCUGUGACAUACCAUGUGCCACUGCUACGUACCGUGGAUGCUAAAAAGGUUCUAGAAGAGUUGAAUGUAUUCGCUGAGUGUGACAUUGAUGCGGCAGCCAGUGCAUUGGAUAAUAUGCCAAUAAAGAGAUUGUACAUGCUGGUGGAGAUGGCCGCCCAAGGGCAACAUGGUGGAGAUUCUGAAGCUGUUUACUCAGGCAAGGCAAAGAUUAACAUCAACCAUUUCUUUGAUUGCCUUGGGGAUGUCGUAUCAACAAGGGACAUAUAAGGGCGCUCUUUUCUUUCUUCAGACCCAGAAAGUGAUUGCUUUUGAAGGUUAGUUUUGUUGGUUGCAUUCCUGACCCAGCCUCAGUUUUGUUGGCUUCUUAAAAAUUUUCCUGAUCAAGAAUGUUGAGUUGUGAUUGCGCCAUGCUUAUGGGUGGAGAGCAUUAUUUUUUCUGUUUUUCUCGUGCCCCAGGGACUGGCGGGUGAGCGUCUCUUUUUCUUCGCUUUUCUGUAGCAUGUGCGAUGUGCAUAUAUUGGAAUCUAUUGUAUGACUGUGUUUGCUGUUUGCAACAUUUUAUCCAAGUUAAACUGCAUCACUUUUGUCAAGUGAAA